AUGCUGCGAUCACUAGCACGAGCGAGCGUCCCCGCGCUCUCUCGAGCCGUGGCUCCCACAGUACAGGCAUCACGCGCCGCCACCGCCCGACCUGCCCUCCUCCAGCUCCGCGCGGCGUCCUCCCAUGCGACGCCGCACCUCCCACAACAACAACAAGGCGCGGACCUGCGCUCGGCCGUCGAGGCCGAGCUGUCGACGCUUCGGUCCAAGAUCGCAGGAAUGGGCGGGGGCGCGUCGCCCGACGCGGCGUGGUUCCGGCCUCUCUCGCGCGACGAGACGGCCUUCGUCAACAUGGGCCAGGUGCCCUCGAGCCCCGGGGCAGAGGUGCUCGCGCUGCUCGACCUCGACCUGCGGCCUGUACCUACUACCCUUGGCGACGGGGACAAGCGCAAGACCGUAACGGGCGGGGUACACGUCCCGCUCCUCGCGCACAUGGGGCACACGGAGCCCGCGGUGCCGUGCUACCCCCUGCGCGACCUGUUCGGCGCGCGUGCCCCCCGCGUCGUGGGGCACAUUCACGACGUGCUCGGCGCGCAGGUCGCGCGCAACAGUACCGGAAAGGGCGAGGCCGCGCGCGCCGAGCUCGAGACCGCCGCGCGCGACGCGAGUCUUGUAGCCGUCGUCGUGCCAGCCGACGGCGCGUUCCGCGACCUUGCUAUGGGGUCCGCGCUGGCGCUGUUCCGCCUCGCGCUACACGAGGGGAACGGGCAGGAGGAGGCCGUGUUGUAG
This is a messenger RNA of Vanrija pseudolonga, 729 nucleotides long. RefSeq lists its product as uncharacterized. Bases 1 to 729 code for a protein of 242 amino acids. The record is from RefSeq and is a predicted model, not a curated record. NCBI's taxonomy places the organism in Eukaryota, Fungi, Basidiomycota, Tremellomycetes, Trichosporonales, Trichosporonaceae. The transcript has a single exon.